UCAGAUCUUAACCUUAUAUAACGCAGGCAUGCAUGGCAGGUCUGGCAGUUUACAAAGUAUUUACCGUUGUAGUCAGUACAUAAAGCAACAACAAUGAGGCCUCGUGUAUUGGUCACCAGUAACGAUGUACCUUCUGCUGGCAUAGAUCUUCUUCGCACAAAAUGCGAUGUCACAAUAAUUCAAAGUUCGAAUAUCGAACGGGAAGAUUUAUUGCAAGCACUGCCUGGUCACGAUGCGGUCUUUAUAGCUAAACAUCAUAGUGUAAACACUGAAUUUCUUAACAUUGCAGGACCAACGUUAAAGGUGAUUUCAACGAUGUCAGCUGGUUACGAUUAUCUGGAUGUGCCUGAAAUUAAAAGAAGAGGAAUCAAAGUUGGACAUACGCCUAUGGUUUUAUCGAACGCGGUUGCAGAUAUUGCUGUACUUCUAACAUUGAGCGCAUCGAGACGAGCUCACGAAGGACGACUAAAACUGGAACAAGAUCAGUAUGAACGCCGUCUUGAUUGGCUGCUUGGUCAAGAUAUAGAAGGAUCAACAGUGGGUAUAGUUGGUCUGGGCAACAUUGGACAAGCUAUUGUUAAACGACUGAAGGGAUUCGAAGUUGGUCGUUUUAUUUAUACAGGCCAUUCUCGUAAAAAAGCGGGAGACGACUUAGGGGCUCACUUCGUAUCUCUCGACGAGCUUCUCGAACAAAGUGACUUUGUAAUCGUCGUUGUUCCGUUGAACAACGAAACAAGAGGAAUGUUUAAUGAUAACACUUUUGGAAAAAUGAAGAAAACCGCGGUACUUGUAAACGUUAGUCGUGGACAAGUUGUAAACACGGAUGCGCUAGUCAAAGCAUUGAAAAAUAAAACAAUUUUCGCGGCUGGCCUCGAUGUCACGAAUCCUGAACCAUUGCCACCUGACCAUGAACUUCUUAAACUUCCAAAUGCUGUGGUCACACCUCACAUAGGCAGUGCUACUAUGAAGACUCGACGUAAUAUGUCAAUUACUGCAGCACAAAACAUUCUCAAUGGGUUAGAGGGUAAGCCAUUGGUGUACGAAGUCUAAUUAUCGAUGUUUGAAAAUUUGAAA
Messenger RNA from Hylaeus volcanicus, 1074 nucleotides. Its product is annotated as glyoxylate reductase/hydroxypyruvate reductase-like. The coding region runs from base 94 to 1050 and encodes 318 amino acids. Gene Ontology annotation, cellular component: cytosol. Lineage: Eukaryota; Metazoa; Arthropoda; Insecta; Hymenoptera; Colletidae. The transcript has 6 exons. The record is from RefSeq and is a predicted model, not a curated record. Gene Ontology annotation, molecular function: NAD binding; glyoxylate reductase (NADPH) activity; hydroxypyruvate reductase [NAD(P)H] activity.